Helicoverpa armigera (cotton bollworm) is the source of this 1341-nucleotide messenger RNA. RefSeq lists its product as uncharacterized. The transcript is spliced from 6 exons. Lineage: Eukaryota; Metazoa; Arthropoda; Insecta; Lepidoptera; Noctuidae. The coding region runs from base 96 to 1244 and encodes 382 amino acids. The record is from RefSeq and is a predicted model, not a curated record.
UUAGAUAACAAACCUGUAUAUAAGAUAAUGUUUCAAAACAAUUUGACAUACAGUUCGAAACUAUCUGUCUAUUCGUUAAACCCUGUUUGUACAAUAUGGGUUUCAAAAUCGCUUGCUUAGUCCUGACGCUGGCUUUAGCCUGCUACGGAUUCCCUCACUACGGCGGAGGUGGCUACGGUGGUAGCAAAGGUGGUUACGGCGGCAACCAAGGUGGUUUCGGUGGAAACCAAGGUGGUUUCGGCGGCAAUCAAGGAGGUUUCGGCGGCAACCAAGGUGGCUACGGCGGCAACCAAGGUGGUUAUGGUGGCGGCCCCCAGGGCGGUUUCGGUGGACCCCAAGGCGGUUUCAACAGUCCCCAAGGCGGUUUUGGCGGUCCCCAAGGCGGAUUUGGACAGAGCGGGCCUAGCUUCGGUCAAGGCACACAGGGAUUGCCGCAACACGGAUCAAACAUUCCUUCGGGAGCCUUUGGUCCUGGCCAGGGUGGUUUUGGCGGACCUGGAUCUCAUGGAAGUAGCAGUGGAUUUGGAGGACCAAGUGGCAACAGUGGCUUUGGGUCUGGAGGCUCAGGAGGCUACGGAGGUCACAGCGGCCACCACGGAGGUUACAAAACACAUGGCUGGGAUAUUUCAAAACAAUUCGACAUAUACUGUGAAACUAUCGUGCUAUUUGUUAAUCUCUGUUUGAACAAUAUGGCUUUCAAAAUCGCUUGCUUGGUCCUGGCAUUGGCUGUAGCCUGCUAUGGAUUCCCUCACUACGGUGGAGGUGGCUACGGCGGCAACCAAGGCGGUUAUGGAGGCAGCAAGGGUGGAUUCGGCGGCAACGAGGCUAGUUUCGGCAGCCACCAGGGUUACACUAGUUCCCAAGGCGGAUACGGCAGUGCCCAAGGCGGUUUUGCCAAUCCCCAAGGAGGUUUCGGCAGUCCCCAAGGCGGAUUCGGUGGACCCCAAGGUGGAUUUGGACAAAGCGGACCUAGCUUCGGACAAGGCACACAAGGAUUCCCCCAACACGGAUCUAACAUUCCUCAGGGAGCCAACCAGGGUUUUGGACCGGGAGGUCCUGGUAGCUUCGGACCUGGCCAAGGUGGUUUUGGCGGACCUGGACCUCAAGGUGGGUUUGGGGGGCAAGGUCCUAGUAGUGGUUGUGGGAUUGGCCAUGGGUCCGAAGGUCACGGCGACCAUGGCUCUGAAGGCCACGGAGGACACAGCCACCACCACCAUGGCGGUUACAAACACCAUGGCUAUUAGAUUGAAUGACUGGCGGAAUUAUUGAGUUACCUAUAUGAUGUUUAACUUAUUGUGUUUUACUGUGAUAAAUAAAGAAGUUGGAUUUUAGUUUAAGUAA